Molecule: messenger RNA, 1095 nt
Organism: Penicillium alfredii
Lineage: Eukaryota; Fungi; Ascomycota; Eurotiomycetes; Eurotiales; Aspergillaceae
Product: putative oxidoreductase, short-chain dehydrogenase/reductase family
Exons: 3
Coding region: 1-1095 (364 amino acids)
Source: RefSeq, a predicted model, not a curated record
AUGAGCGACCUCUUCAAAAGCGACUCGGUGGGGACGGGCGUGGUGGAAAUGUUUCCUGCGCGGGUGAAGCAUAAAACCUUUCUUCUAGCCGGCCUCGUCCGUGGAGAUCUAGCUGCGACCACCGCCGACGCGCUCGCACACGGCGGUGCUGGUGCCAUCAUCUUCACGGGCUACUCUCAGCCCGAGUUGCAGCCCGUUAUUGAUCACAUCAACCGCAAGCACCCCAAAGUGAAGAUCAUUUUUAUCACCGCAGAUACUGGGAGCUUGGCCUCCAUCCAAGAGGCCGCGGCAAUCGUCAAAAAACUGACCGUGCCCAUUGACGGCAUCAUCGGGUUCCCAACGGUGAUGGCUGCACCAUGGGAGACCACGGCGGACGGGAUCGAGUCUCAGUUCCAGAGGAAUUAUCUGUGCCAUUUCUUGCUGGUCAAUCUGUUGCUGCCGACCAUGUCUCCCGAAUCCCGCGUGGUUCUAAUCACGACCAGCAUCCGGCGAGAGGCACUCGCUCCCAACUGGGAGGAUGUUGAUAAGACAUCGGAGAGCGAGGAGGCUUAUCAUCCUUUGGAUGGAUAUGCGCAGUCGAUGUUUGCCAAUAUCCUGUUCGUCAAGUUGCUUGCGAGAGUGGGUGCGGAUCGGUCGAUUGCUGCAUUUUCUGCAAAUCCCGGGAAUACCAAGACCAAUGUGCAGACCCAUGUCUCUCCCGAGGAGGUCUCCUCCUGGUUGCAGCGGAAGAAAGAAGGUAUGUUUGAGACCUUACCAUCGAUAUAUCCCAGGGAUUAUAAACCAGGAUCUGACGGAGCCUCGCAUUCAAAGCUGGCCAGGAUCUGCCCAUCCUCCUGCAGCAAGCACCCAAAUCCCUGGCGCAGAGCAGUGCGACCAUUCUUCGUGGAUUGCUGGACCCGAUACUCGAAGGUGAGAGGCCUACGCGACCAGCAUAUCCACAAAACUUAUCGCCAUUCCUCAGAUCAGUCCGGUGCUUUUCUCGACAACUGCCAAGUGCUCUCCUUGCCCCAUCUUGACUUUCCCGAGGGCGAAGACAGUGCCAAGGUGUUGUGGACAUGCAGCGAAGAGCUGGUUCGGGCAUAUUUGGAAGCAUAG